AUGACAGUAUUUUUCGAAUAUAUCGAAAAUAUGAAGAAAUUAUUUGAUGAAAUUGAAGCGGAUAAAAAAUGUGAAGCGAUUGGAGAAAUUGAGGAAUUUUUGAAUUGGAUGACUUUUCGAUGGCAAAAUGAAGAACAAAAUGAAUAUCCGAUUCUAUUGCAAAAUGCGGAGGAAAUCAUUUUUGUGAGUAUUUUUUCGAAAUUUUGAACUGAAAAAUCCGAGAAAUUUUAGAAGUCCUAAAAUUCUUUCAAGUUUAAGUUAGGUUUCGAUAUUUUUUCAAAAAAAUUAAGAAAUGGGAUUUUUUUGAAAAUAACAAUUUUCACACAACACAAAACGUCAGAAUUUUGGAAAACAUUUUCAGAUUUUUUUUUUGAAUUUUCUGAAUUCUAUAGCUCUUAUGUUUUACGAUCAAAUUGAAGCUGAAAUUCAAAAAAUUCAGAGCUUCAAAACUUUUUCGCGUCCUGGUUUCACCUCAAAAAUUGAUCUAAAAUUUUUAAGGACAGAUUUGGAGAAGAUUGGCAAAUUGAAGAAAAUCAAGAAUACAACAGACAAAAUGAUAAUAUGAUUUAUUAUCGAAAUCCUGACGAAGAUACAGUACCCUCAACAUCUACAGUAACCCGAAAAAUUAUAAAAUGUUAUUCUUGCGGACUUGAAUUGAAUAAUGAAAAAGCAUUGUAUAGACAUGGAAUAAAAAGUGGACAUAAAACAAGAGAAAAAAGAAAAUAUCAAAGGAAAAAUGAAGAAGAAGAAGUAAAUUAUGGAAAUGAAUUACCAGCUGAAAUUCUUGAACCAGAAGUUGGAAAUGAAGAAGAUUUUGAUUUUCGAUGUUUCACGUGUGGAAUUGAAUUCAAAAAUAGAAAAGCUUUGUAUAGGUUCGUUAUUUUUUGAGUUUAAAAAAUGUUUCGCAAUAUUCUGUUUUUUUAGACAUGGAAUAAAACUGAAACAUCCGACAAGAAUUGGGCGAAGUCCACAAAAACGAGGAGGUCCAUUUAAAUGUGAUUUAUGUUUGUGUUAUUCGACAACAAAAUUCGAAUAUUUAACGAGGCAUAAAAAAAGACAACAUAAUAUUGAAUAA
Messenger RNA from Caenorhabditis angaria, 1075 nucleotides. NCBI's taxonomy places the organism in Eukaryota, Metazoa, Nematoda, Chromadorea, Rhabditida, Rhabditidae. The record is from the annotation of a GenBank genome assembly.